AUGGGCUUCAAGAGAGUCGGGACCUUCUCCGGUUCUCCAUUCUUGAAUCGUGGGGAGAUCGGUUUAUUUGACCAAGAGACUGAGCUAGCUGCCUUCUUCCCAGAUUGGGAAUAUGUGGUUGAUCAUGUUGAAAAGCCAUGGCCGUGGAAGCCUUUACAGCACAUUCUCCACGCUUAUCUGGAGAUGAUCGAUGAUGGCAAAGUAACAACAUCUUUAGAGCCGAAAAGUGCAUUGCCAGAACAAUUCUACCCCUGGGAGAUUCAGCAAUGUACUCAGCGGGAUCUUGAGAAAGCCGUCGUUGCUUUCACCCGUCUUCUCGAUGCAAUCGAAUCCCGACUACCUCCAAAUACUAGCAAUCAAGAAAUAGAGCUUCCAUACUCAGACUUGGUGAUUGAUAAAUCUUUGCCUGCAAAAAAUUCAUUCAUCCGAUCUUUCAUCUCCGCUCUUCCUCCUCGCCACAUGAAGUUCCGCUAUAUAGCUCCAGGGAUCCGGAUACAAAACCCGGCAGAGUUUAUAUCCCAGCCAUUCACAGAACCCCGUGAAAUUUUUCAACCGCUUAGCAAAAUCGAAGAGAGCAUAUAUGGCCUCCCAACCCUCUUAUUUCGAGCGGAUGGGGCAAAUAGCUCACCCUGGACCCGGCCGUGGUUUCCAGAUGGGGUCGCGCAGGAUAUUCCCGUUGGCUUAUACAUUGAGCCCACGCGUAGGUACCUAGCUCAGGAUUUUGGGAACGAGAGUAGACUGUUGCUACCGUUUGGGGUCAGUGCUAAUGGAUAUGCACGAAGUAGCAACGGUAUCCGGUUGUCCCAUUGGCCUUCAAAUCAUAUUCGAGAUGAUGUGUCUGAGGGGCUAUAUCAAGUAUAUCAUUUCAGUGGGUUUCUGCCAACAAGUCUGCGAAGUGUGCAGGUUCACAAGGUGUUGCUAAACUGGGCGGAGCGUGUUGAAUUAGGUGAUUGGGAAGUGGAUGAGGAUGGGGUCGCGGGUGGGAUUGAAAAGUUCAAAGAGGCUGACACUCAAGAGCAUUGGCAGAAGUAUCAGGUUCCGCUGUCUUGGUAG
Messenger RNA from Penicillium samsonianum, 1053 nucleotides. RefSeq lists its product as uncharacterized. The record is from RefSeq and is a predicted model, not a curated record. The transcript is spliced from 2 exons. NCBI's taxonomy places the organism in Eukaryota, Fungi, Ascomycota, Eurotiomycetes, Eurotiales, Aspergillaceae. Bases 1 to 1053 code for a protein of 350 amino acids.